Messenger RNA from Cicer arietinum (chickpea), 1895 nucleotides. NCBI's taxonomy places the organism in Eukaryota, Viridiplantae, Streptophyta, Magnoliopsida, Fabales, Fabaceae. The record is from RefSeq and is a predicted model, not a curated record.
CCUUCCUCCUAUAUGAAUCAGAAACUCUAUCUCUCAGAUCCAGUUCUCACCGCAGCAGCGGAACCAAAUCUCUCUCUUGCAUCUCUCCUCCCUCAAGAGUCACAAUAUCUUGUUUUCUAUCUCUCAACAAAAUUCGUAUUCGAUCACAGAUCUUCAACAAACAGGUUAAAUUAGUGUAAUUUGUUAAGAUGGGAGGUGGUUUUAGAGUGCUUCACUUAGUUAGACCGUUUCUAUCAUUCCUUCCCGAAGUUCAGACUGCUGACAGGAAAGUGCCAUUUAGAGAGAAGGUCAUUUAUACUGUGAUCUCCCUGUUCAUUUUUCUGGUUUGUAGUCAGCUUCCUCUGUAUGGAAUACACUCAACAACAGGCGCUGAUCCAUUCUAUUGGAUGCGUGUUAUCCUAGCUUCAAACCGUGGAACUGUUAUGGAGCUCGGAAUCACCCCCAUUGUGACUUCUGGACUGGUAAUGCAACUUUUGGCUGGGUCAAAGAUCAUUGAAGUGGACAACAAUGUACGGGAGGAUCGUGCUCUCUUAAAUGGUGCACAGAAGCUACUUGGCAUUUUGAUUGCUGUUGGAGAGGCUGUAGCCUAUGUUCUUUCUGGGAUGUAUGGUAGUGUGGGCCAACUUGGAGUGGGAAAUGCCAUCCUCAUCAUCCUCCAGCUCUUUUUUGCGGGUAUCAUUGUCAUAUGUUUAGAUGAGCUCCUUCAAAAAGGUUAUGGUUUGGGAUCUGGAAUUUCUCUUUUCAUUGCCACUAAUAUCUGUGAAAACAUUAUAUGGAAGGCAUUUAGUCCCACAACCAUUAAUAGUGGUCGGGGAGCUGAGUUUGAGGGUGCUGUUAUUGCUCUAUUCCAUUUGUUGAUAACUAGAACAGAUAAGGUCCGUGCACUUCGAGAGGCAUUUUACCGGCAGAAUCUUCCCAAUGUCACAAAUCUGCUGGCCACUGUCUUGAUCUUCCUAAUUGUGAUAUACUUCCAAGGUUUCCGCGUGGUUUUGCCUGUAAGGUCAAAGAAUGCUCGUGGACAGCAGGGUUCAUAUCCAAUCAAACUGUUUUACACCUCCAACAUGCCCAUUAUUCUUCAGUCUGCCCUCGUUUCCAAUCUCUACUUCAUUUCCCAGCUGCUACACAGAAAGUACAGUGGAAACUUCAUUGUGAAUCUGUUGGGCAAAUGGAAGGAAUCUGAAUAUGGAGGUGGUCACUCUAUUCCUGUUGGUGGCAUUGCAUACUAUAUAACUGCACCAUCCAGCUUAGCUGAUAUGGCAGCCAAUCCUUUCCAUGCACUGUUCUAUCUUGUGUUUAUGUUGUCAGCCUGUGCCUUGUUCUCUAAAACUUGGAUUGAAGUCUCUGGUUCAUCUGCUAGAGAUGUUGCCAAACAGUUGAAGGAACAACAAAUGGUAAUGCCUGGCCAUCGGGAGUCGAACUUGCAGAAAGAGCUGAACCGAUACAUUCCCACUGCUGCAGCAUUUGGAGGAAUAUGCAUUGGUGCCCUGACAGUAUUGGCAGAUUUCAUGGGGGCAAUUGGUUCAGGGACUGGAAUAUUACUUGCAGUAACAAUCAUCUAUCAGUACUUUGAGACGUUUGAGAAGGAGAGAGCCAGCGAGCUUGGUUUCUUUGGUUUCUAAGCUCUGCUCAGUUAUCACUGUUGGUGACGCAAUCGGGAUAAAUCCCACACCCACAGUUUUUGAGUAUUGAGGAAUGAUUGUAGGUACUUUAACACAGUAAGGAAGAACGUAGAUUAGCUUGCUAUCCCUUUUUUCUCAAGUGGGGAAGUACCAACUAGUAUAUCAUUGUAAACUUUUUUGCCUUUUCUCUGGAAAUAUUUGUGUUAAUUUAACGUCAAAGUUAGACACCAUGGGUUAAAAGUGAAUUUGAUUGAUCUGUGCGUACUUUUAGAAAUU